UAAUUUUCCUUCAUGGAUUUCACGCUGCACAGUUCCUGUGGCUCUGGGGAAAUGUUUUGUUUAAAAUGGCGAAACGGUUGCAUCAGCGUCUCUUUUCACGCUCGGCACGACUCUGUCUGGUAUCGAUCAGUUGCCAAAGAGAACGGCCUGGUUGGUCCCAGGACUGGGACACAGGUCAGGGCUAUUUUGAGAAGAGUCUGAUCUGUAAAUAGUUAUAUUAUUGACCUCUGGACAUGCAGGGAAAGGGUUGCAGUUAGAUCAGAGGGGGGGGGAAGUGCUUCUUGCUGGCAAGGAUCCGUGCCAAUCAUGCUUACUGUGACUGACAACCGUCUGGUCUUGCUGCUUAAAUUGCCACCAGAGAGGCUGGGACUUCUGAGUUCUCUCUGCUACCAGCUUCUGGUAAUUCCUCAUUGAGUCCAUCAGAAACCAGCCAGCUCCAAGCUCCCGAAAAGCCUCCCAGCAGCCAUGGAAGGGUACUUCUCUGCCGUCCGCAAAAUGGAGCAGACUGUGAUGUUCCCCAGCCUCCUCCGAGAGGUCUCUUUGGACGAGCACGAGAGUGGACGGGAAGCGGAGUUGGGCGACAAAGACCUCUACGACUAUUUCUCUCUGCUCAAGAACAUCAAGCAGACGGUGGAAGGAGGCCUCUUGGCUCUGGACACGCAGAACUCACACUUGUCUACUGGCCUGAGAGAACAGGAGGGCCAAAAGGAGGCAGAUCUCGAAGGACUCUUUUAUUACCACGUCUCGGGCUUGUGUCGGGUUCUCACGCAGCUCACCGAGGGGGCCAAGACGGUGACUUCCAGGUAUAACCAGAUCAUGGGGCAGAUCAACCACAGCAACAUGUCUCUCGGCUGGUGAGAAAUUCGAAAGGGCUAUUGCAGCUAUGUUUCUCGAGCACCUCCUUGAAUGGAUUCUUAGAAGAACCUGAGGGUGCGGCUGACACUGAGAGGUCUACGUAGCUUGCCUGCCAAACAGGGUUGUAUCAACAGCAACGAUAACUGGGACACUUUGUGCACAGACUUUGAUGGAUAAAAUGGAGCUGCCGCUGGUGGGGCUCCUUUUUUCUUUCUGAUGUUACUUGCAUUUGAAAAUCACUGUAAUUUAUAAAAGAAUUAAUGCUUUUUGUACCUUCAAGCAUAUUAUUAACAGUGGGUUAUGGGCCCAGAGAACUAAUAAAAGACUUUGUUUUUUUAAGGAA
Messenger RNA from Sphaerodactylus townsendi, 1198 nucleotides. Its product is annotated as mid1-interacting protein 1-B-like. Bases 466 to 858 code for a protein of 130 amino acids. Gene Ontology annotation, biological process: regulation of lipid biosynthetic process. The record is from RefSeq and is a predicted model, not a curated record. NCBI's taxonomy places the organism in Eukaryota, Metazoa, Chordata, Lepidosauria, Squamata, Sphaerodactylidae. The transcript has 2 exons. Gene Ontology annotation, cellular component: cytosol.